CCGUGAUUUGUCAGCCAGCGCACACUCCAUCCACGGCGUCGUCUGCUUUUCGGAAAACCUGGCGCCAACUUGAAACAAACAAGCCAAAAAUGUGGCGCCCUCUUUCUCUCGUACGCGACGUGAGCGGUCACGUGGGCGGCGCCAAACACCGCCCAUCGAGUGGCGUCGUGAAAACCCGGUGCGUUGCACCGGGUUGUAUCUUUUGGCGCGUCAUAGACUACUGGAGGCAGGCACAUGGAAGGAGCAUGGCCGACGAACUAGUCUUUUUAACGGGCAACUCUCCCAUGUUAGUGCUUUCGGCGGUGCUCGGCCUCUUGGUCGUGCUCAUCAUUUUUGUGGCCGGUCAGAAGCGGGACGGAGAUGACAAGGAGACCAACGAAACCGAAGCGGAUAAGCAGACGGCACGGAAGGAGAACCGUGCGGUGCCAAAACGGAAAAAGGUUCAAGAGAAGAAACGUGACAUCAAGACUCAGUACCUGCACCCUUGGCUGAUGACUACCCUCAAGGGCCACAGCGGCAACAUCCUAGACCUGGACUUCAAUGUCAACGGCAAGUUCCUGGCCACUUCGGCUGAUGGCCGGUCUGGCCGCUGCCAGGUGCCGCGGCUUAACUGGCAGAACGUGGCGGGGACCCCCCUGGGCGCCCCGAGCCCCCUGGAAGGGGCCUGGCGCCUGCCCCUGUGCCCCGACGACCUGUACCACCAGCUGCUGUGCUACACGCUGACCCCGCAAGAACUGCACCGCUGCGGCUACCCACGGCCCUGCCCCGGCGAGCCUGGCCGCGCCGUCUGGUUCCAAGUGGACGCUCCCGGCGCCGACGCCAGCCAUCGCACAUGCUGCCGCUGCGGCGCCGCCUUCGUGAUCACGGCCGGCGGGGAGUACUACGCCAGCGACGCCUGCGUCUUCCACUCGGGGCGGCGGACGGGUGCCGAGUUCGGCUGCUGCGGGGCGUCGGCCGAGGAGCCCGGCUGCGAGCGCUCGGACUACCACGUGUGCGCCCAGGGGGCUCGGGGGGAGGAGGGGCCUGCGCGGGGCUUUGUGCGCACGCGGCCCCGCUCGCACGGCGGGGGCGGUGUGUACGCGCUGGACUGCGAAAUGUGCUUCACGAUCCGCGGCCUGGAGGUGGCCAAGGUGACGGUGGUGGGGGCCGACGGGGCCACGGUGUACGACGCCUACGUGCGACCGGGCAGCCCCGUGUUGGACUACAACACGGCCUUCAGCGGCGUGACGGCCGAGCACCUACGCAACGUGCGCACGACCCUGCAGGACGUCCAGGCAGUGCUGCUGCGGCUCUUCACGGCCUCGACGGUGCUGGUGGGCCACGGCCUGGAGAACGAUCUACGGGGCCUGAAGCUGGUUCACGACACGGUGGUGGACACGGCGGUGCUCUUCCCCCACCACCGAGGGCUGCCCUUCCGGCGGUCGCUGCGCUCGCUCGUUGGCGCCUACCUGAACCGGGACGUGCAGGAGGGCACCCACGACAGCCUGGAGGACGCCCGGGCCUGCAUGGAGCUCGUGCUGUGGAAGGCGGCCCGGGACCAGAAGAUGCGGGAGCGGCGGAGCCGGGGCAGCGGGGGCCGCCUCCAGCCCUCCCUCUAGCUCCCCGCCACCUUCUGCCCGACACCACUGCCACCGUCCGGCCUCGCUUGGCGCAGCUCGUGCGGGUCCUCUAAACACGGUUGUGACGUUUUGGUCUUUCAGGGGGGGAAGGGUGCGCAUUGACCAUCUUGUACAUUAUUUAUUGUCACAUGCCCAUUGUCAUGCAAUGUAUGCAACCGGGCUUCUUGUGCGGGAAGUGUAUUUUAAUUUAUUUAUCGCUCCCUUUUGUACUUUUUUACUGCCAAUAAAGAGUUUCUUCGAGAGGAGACUCGCCGAACAGA
Ixodes scapularis (black-legged tick) is the source of this 1879-nucleotide messenger RNA. RefSeq names its product transducin beta-like protein 2. Gene Ontology annotation, molecular function: exonuclease activity; nucleic acid binding; protein binding. The transcript is spliced from 3 exons. Gene Ontology annotation, biological process: endoplasmic reticulum unfolded protein response. Gene Ontology annotation, cellular component: endoplasmic reticulum; nucleus. Bases 90 to 1598 code for a protein of 502 amino acids. Lineage: Eukaryota; Metazoa; Arthropoda; Arachnida; Ixodida; Ixodidae. The record is from RefSeq and is a predicted model, not a curated record.